Molecule: messenger RNA, 5587 nt
Organism: Rhopilema esculentum
Lineage: Eukaryota; Metazoa; Cnidaria; Scyphozoa; Rhizostomeae; Rhizostomatidae
Biological process (GO): regulation of transcription by RNA polymerase II; cell differentiation; anatomical structure morphogenesis
Molecular function (GO): RNA polymerase II cis-regulatory region sequence-specific DNA binding; DNA-binding transcription factor activity, RNA polymerase II-specific
Source: RefSeq, a predicted model, not a curated record
CGAAUGAUUUCUUAGGAAAAUUGAUUGCAUGUUUCUUACUAUGCAUUCAUUCAAUUAUGCAUGUUCAAAUUUAACUAAAAUCCUUUUACGUUUAAUGUAAAGUUUUCUGUAUUGGCACUGAGGAGGAGAAAAAUCUCCCGCGAAGAAGUUACGAACAAUCCUUGAAGAACUGGUGCAAAACCCCUGACUUUUGAAAGAAGAAUUGAUCUGCUUGUAUUGCGUAUUGUUAAGUUAAUGAGAAACUGUGCACGCAAUGAUUCCUAUUCAUGAAAUGGCCAAAUCACACAUGGUUUAAUAUCUAGCGAAUUCCCUGUCAACUCUUCAAGGUUUGAUUAAUUAAAUUUUCUAAUUUGGCAAAACGAUAUGUCAUUACGACCUCAGAUCCAAAACGUGACAUCAGAGUUUCGGAUCGUAGCAAACUGACUUCGAACUACGAGAUCUGACACUGAGCUAUGGUGUGUGAACAACCAGCGAGUACAGUUCACAACAACGAAGAACACUGGAAACAAUGCGAACCAAAAGAAUGACCCUUUUCCUGCCGGGAUAAAAAAAAUUGUGAGAGGUUUUGAAGCAUAGCUUAACGGGAAGGAAGCUCAGGGCUCAAGCUAUUUUGGCAUCCAAUAGCAACUGACGAAAACCGCAAUAAACCAUUAUUCUUACGGAAAAUAAAAUGGUCAAAUUUAUUGUUGGACUUUAGAAAUUCGCUUACUUUGCGCUAAACUACAGGCGGAGCUUCUUUAUUACGUUCGAAUACAAAGCUAGCUAGCGGGAUUCCAUCAAUGAUACGCCAAACGCAAUACACAAGUUGGGAAAACAAUUUGCUUCGGUUUGAUUGGUAAACUAGAGCGGACCCCCUACAGAUCGUGUGUUAUUAUUGCGCGUGAGAAGUCUAUAUACAUCAAUAUACACCGCGAAAUACAAGAGAACAGCUGUAUCGCUCUACGCAAAACAUUAUACUGCCAUCGAGUUAUGUCCGAAGUUUAUCUUACACAAGAGUCUGGGUCAACUAGUGGAUAUACAUCUUUGAGAAUUGAAAUCACCGUAUCUCGGCAUUUGGCAUAGUUUAUUGAAAGUGAGAAGCAAUUAUCUUAUCAGGCGAAUAAAUAACGGACGCAAUGAUAAACCCAAUGUAUAGUAAGAGAGAGGACUCUCUAGGUCAUAAAUAUAUGACAAGCUACGUACGACAGACUCCUUCGAAGAACAACUCAUCGAAAUUUUUGCCGUUGUCGAUAGAGAAUAUUCUUGGCAGAGUUGAGAGUAACGAAAGAGACGAGGACAGCGGCAGCGAGGUCGAGAUCAAUAAGAACGAUGAAAAAAUCGACCAGACAGAAGAUGAUAUCGAGGUGGAUAUCGAAGGAGAAGAGGCGAAUAAAAUUGAGAGUGAAAAAGCCAAGCAGGACACUCAAGGGGAGCCGAGUACAGACAAACAAUCACCGUCAUACACAGCUAUCAUAGCCCAGGCGAUCCUAAGCUCGCCCGAUAAAAAACUUCCACUUGGCAGCAUAUAUGAGUACAUCGCUGAACAUUUUCCAGAAUUUCUAAAGAAGGGUCAAGGAUGGAGAAAUUGUGUUCGGCAUAACCUGUCGCUGAGUGAGUGCUUCGUCAAAGCUGGGCGUGCGAGAAAUGGACGAGGCAAUUACUGGGGCAUACAUCCACGAUACCUAAAGAACUUCAGUAAAGGGGACUUUAGGAAACGAAGGGCAAGUCAUAGGCCGCGAAACAGAGACUUGGGUAUCGGUUUGGGAGCAGACAGACUGCAUUAUUCGCAUUUUUUGAACCCCUUCAUUUACCCUACCACUCACCGUGUACCUACUGACGAACGGUCUUUCAGUGUGGAAAGCCUGCUAUCCCCUGAAAGAAGAGAGCAUUAUGAUCGGCAUUCGGCAUUCAAUAGCUACAAAUCAAGAACAGUCAAAUCGGAGGCUCACCGAAUACCAGGAAUUUAUUGUCCCUUGGGAACAAGUUGGUUGGAGCAUAAACCCUAUAGCGAGAACACUUAUCAUCCAUAUUCGGUACGGGAGCCACAACAGCCCGUCUGCUCCUGUCAUCUUUAUUGCUGUACAAGGGCAUAGGGUAUUGUGACUUAAUAAAUGAAAGAAAUAUCUUUCAUAUCUUAACUUGUUCCCGAAGGGAAAUUUCCAAGAGAGUUUCAUCUGAAAAUCAUAUUGAGCGAAGACUCUGGAGAACUUUAGUAAUAUAUAUUCAGGUUGGUCUGAUGAGACACAACAUGAAACAUGAUGUCCUCGACAGACCAUACAGGUGACAAAUCUACACUUCAAUUUAAUUUAGUUGUUUUAAAUCCUGUAUUUAAGAUGUUUAUGUACUUAAAAAUGAAUUUAUGUAGUUGGUGUUGGUGAAUUGUGAAUUUUUAACAACAAACAUUAAAUUUGUCAUUAUUUCCAUUAAUCGUUCUUUAAUCUGAAGAGGAGUCAUAAAUCGCCUUUUAAGAACUUUAUUAAGAUGAUAUUGUUUUCAAAAGAUAUUUGAAAUAUUUGCGCAAUAGAAGAAAAUUGGCAAUUACUCAGCAGUCAGGCAUCAGUCAUAAUUACAUUAACAGCAUUCACAAUUUCAAAAUAUUUUCAUUGACUGGUGAUAUUGUUUGCGUUGAGAUAUUAAAAUAUAUAUUCAUGCAUUGCCACAGCGUUUAAAUAUCAAAACGUAAAUUCAUCCAAUCAAUAAAAAGCGAAGCAUCUGGGUUUAAUUAAUUUUUCAAUUAAGAUAGGGAAUUUUGAAUACUUAUUCAGGUUAAAGGCAAAAUAAUUAGCUGUCGGCUUUAACUGCCAGAAAGUCCGCUUCGUUAAAGAAAAUUUGGUUAAUUUGUACAAAAAUUGGGAAACGAGUUUCUAAAGACGUGUUAUGACAAUACGUUUGUCUAAAACAAACUGCAGCUUGACUGAAGUGCUGGCUUAGAAAGUGUCGAAGUUGCUAUUAUGUGACCAAUUGAACAAGUUUGGCGUAAAGUUUUGCCGCAUCGCAUCAAACAUGUCGGGCAUCUGGUCCAGUAGAUACGGUAGCCCAAAGAUUCUCAAACAUUGACAGUUGAAGCAUACUUUAAGCAGAAACCCCGCCUUUUACUUUUCAAAAUUUGCAACAAAUCCAUUUUCAAAUCAUUCGCGUUUUGGCAAGAGAAAGGCAAGUAUUUUGUCUAGGGGUCUAAUCCGUCAACCUUUAAACUGAAAAGAAAUUGUAACUGGCGUCAAAGAAAUGUUUAUACGGAUCCAAAGUCGGAUCGGUUUGUGCCUGUACAAACACUAUAACACACGUUGUACGGAUGUACAAAUAUCGUUAUCUAUUGAGAGGGUGACAUGUUACUCGCACAAUUCUGAACAAAUAUAUACGAAACCAAAGAGAAGGUAUUAGCGCGUCUGGAAUCAAAACGAUAAAUGGAUCCGGACGGAAAAACAUUACUGCGGGCUUAAACAUCAGGCUACCGCUUAUUUCGGAAGAAUUAUAUUUCAAAUUGGGCUAUAUUUCAAUAUCAGUUGCAAAGAAUGUCUUUUCAAUAGGCGACAGUAUCGGAAAACUUCUAAGAUUAAUUGUUUAGAAUUCUUGUUCUCGGGCUUCCAAAUACAUAUCAGGUCUACUAAAUUAGCUAAGUUUUAGUAUCAAGAGUAAGGAAUCGCCUUUCAAUGUAUCGGAAAAACUAACGAUUUAAGGGGAACUCGUUUCUCGCCAACAUAAUACAUCAAAAGUUUACCUCCUAAACAUCAAGUAAAAAGAAACAGCUCGAAACAAAGUGUUUUUUGUUAGGGCGAUGUCGAUAAUUCACUCAAGUAUCGGCAUCUGCAGGCAUUUCAAAUUUCUUAGAUACUUCAGUCAGUGUAUAUCAAAACGCACACCUUUGUUGCAAUAUACCGUCCGCUUCGUACGGUGGUAAAGAUUGACCAGUAGCUCAGGCAGUAAGGCUUCUACGCAUUUUAUUUCUAUUUUGUUUUCAUUAUUGCUAUCUAAACUCAAGGGUAUAAAAUGUCCUUCAGCACCAACAAAGACGAACCUCAAGUUGGCUUUUCAUAACUUAAAUCAAGCAAAAAGGUGCAAUGGUGAAGAUUUGUAGAAUGCAUAGUAACACAAAAAAUAAUCGUUGAAUUUUGAAUCUUUUCCGAAUUUUAUUGUCUACUUCAUAGUUUAUUUAUUCUUUAAAUAUUGUUAUCGUUAUCAAACUUCCAUUUUAAAUACUUUUUGAAUUUAGUUUCAACGCAAUAGUAAAUUAAAACUAUUUUAAAUGCAAUCGAAAUUUAAAAUAUGCAACAUUAACACGAAAGAUUGACAACAAGCAGCUAUGAAAUUAUCUAGUCUUUAAACAAAGUUAGCCUGUUAAUGGAACGAGUCCCUGAACACGAUUCAAUAUUGCGCUGGCGAUUUUAAAUACCGUAAAAUGAACAUUCUUGCCACAUUAUACUAAAAGGAAAACACAGUUUUAAUCAAAACAUGGUCCUAACUGGGUUUAACUGCAGUUUUACACGCCGCAACGAGCAACUAAACCAUUUACAGCUCAAAAAGUUGUGGAGAUUCAAUAAAGAUCUAUGUUUAUAUGUUUAAUGUGGUAUCAAAAAUAGUUUCGCAUAGAAAAGCGACAACUAAUUCUCUCCAAUGUAAUCAGUGUCUUUCAUAAAGCCGUAAACUGUAGGCUUGAGUCUGUUUGUGAGAGAUGUGACUCAAGAAACAAGCUUGGGAAAAAACCUUUAUAAAAGAGCUCAGAUGUCAUUAACGGUAAGAUUUUGUUUGGAGCCAUAGUAAUGGAUUUCGCGAGAUGAGACUGGAUUUCAAGGACGAAUAAUCGAGACAUCAAACACAAUUUGUUGUUGUUCAUUGCAAUAUAGCAAAAUAACAUUGCUGAUGUGUGUCUCGUUUGGAACACUCGCAACGAGGAUUCGUGUAUUGAGCCUAAAGAUUUGCAGUAAAAAAACGUUUCGUAGAUUCUAAACCUGCAUUUCGGCAUUUAUUCUUUAAAACGCUCCAUCCUAACUUUUGUACCAUUGAUUCUUAUCAUACUUCAAGACUUUUUAUUCUCCGAUUCAUUUUGGCUUUUCCGCCACUUACAUAGUGCAAUGGAACAGGACUUCGCCUAAAUGUCUCCGCCUAAAAAUAUAGUUGUCAGUGCUGAAAACGCUGUGGGCCGUAAAACAAAAUUAUAAGGGAAAUUUAACGUGUCUAGAUAUAUGCAGAACUAUAUAAAUAAAUGAUUAAAAGUAGAAUAUGUUUGAUGUUCAUGAUGAAAGAACCUUUUAAUAUCCCAUCAACGAGGAUACUUCAAGCAUGAUGGAGAAGGUGACUGAAAAUCCUUGCAUAUUUGUGAAGAUUACCUUGCAUCAAAUAUUUUUGGUCUAGUUUUAAAAAUGUACAGAUCUGUCUUGACGAAUGAUCUUUUCAUCAAAUUGUCCAUAAGGAUGAAAAUUUUGUGUACGAUUGUAAAGUAUCUUCCAAAGCUAACUUAUUUCUCCUCUUGUUUAAUCAACACUACCCUUGACUGAUGCUAAUGCAUAAUUUAAAAUAACAGAGCUUCCUUUAUGUUUGAGCUCUGUUAUACAACUUCACCCAUGAUUUUUUAAAGUUUUUCACAACUGGUCACUUUAGUCAGUUAAAAUAC